GCCCUCUGCUUUUGUUUCUUUGUUUUUUGUUUUGUUUUGAGAUGGAGAUAGGAAAGUUGACUAGGGCCCCAGAGAUCUAUGAGGAAAAAGAAAGGAAAAGGAGGAGGGGAGAGAAAUUUGCAGCGAUAGGUGGUUUCUGUUGUGCAAGUCAAGAGAGAAUGUAAGAGUUUGAUUCUAGUAGAAGCAAACUGAGAACAUAGUUUAACAAUAGCCCACAGGGAUGCCAAGAUAACAUCUCCUGAAAGAUGUCUCUAAACUACAUCAAGAACUUCUACGAAGGAUGUGUGAAACCUCCAACCGUGAUCGGCCAGUUCCACACCCUCUUCUUCGGUUCUGUGAGGAUGUUCUUUCUUGGAGUGCUGGGCUUUGCGGUUUAUGGGAACGAGGCUUUGCAUUUCAGCUGUGACCCAGACAAAAGAGAGAUAAAUCUGUUCUGUUACAAUCAGUUCAGGCCAAUAACUCCCCAAGUGUUCUGGGCAUUACAACUCGUGGUUGUCCUGCUUCCUGGAGCGAUUUUCCACCUUUAUGCUGCAUGUAAAAGCAUCAACCAAGAAUGCAUCCUUCAAAAGCCCAUGUACACUGUGAUUUACAUCCUCUCUGUCUUGUUAAGAAUCAGCUUGGAGGUGGCAGCAUUUUGGCUUCAGAUUCAUCUCUUUGGCUUCCAGGUGAAACCUCUAUACUUGUGUGAUGCCGAAUCCCUUGGUAAAAAAAUGAAUGUUCUAAAGUGCAUGGUUCCAGAACAUUUUGAAAAGACUAUUUUUCUCAUUGCAAUGUACACCUUUACUGUAAUCACCAUGGUAUUAUGUGUUGCUGAGAUUUUUGAGAUAAUAUUUAGAAGGUCAUGUUUCCUCUUUAAACAAUGACAG
Messenger RNA from Peromyscus californicus insignis, 866 nucleotides. RefSeq names its product gap junction protein epsilon 1 (gene Gje1). The record is from RefSeq and is a predicted model, not a curated record. Gene Ontology annotation, biological process: cell communication. The transcript has 3 exons. NCBI's taxonomy places the organism in Eukaryota, Metazoa, Chordata, Mammalia, Rodentia, Cricetidae. Gene Ontology annotation, cellular component: connexin complex. The coding region runs from base 246 to 863 and encodes 205 amino acids.